This is a messenger RNA of Lagenorhynchus albirostris (white-beaked dolphin), 3791 nucleotides long. RefSeq names its product polypeptide N-acetylgalactosaminyltransferase 6 (gene GALNT6). Bases 399 to 2267 code for a protein of 622 amino acids. Lineage: Eukaryota; Metazoa; Chordata; Mammalia; Artiodactyla; Delphinidae. Gene Ontology annotation, cellular component: Golgi apparatus. The transcript is spliced from 12 exons. The record is from RefSeq and is a predicted model, not a curated record.
GGAAACCCGCGACCUGCACGGCCGCGCGGCUGUGGCUCUUCCUGGGCGCGACAGGAUUUGGUUAGUACCUUGAGGAACUGCAGGCACCAGAGAGAAAGCCUUAGACAGCCAGGUUGGAUCGAGAGAGCAGAUGCCUGGGAAGCGCUCAACUUAACCCCAAGUCUCUCUCCAGGAGAGAAAAAAAGGAACAAAGGGAAACCACACUGCAAGGGACUACAAGGCAAUGCCAGGAUGAGGGAGUUGGAGUGACCUGGGUGAUUCUGUGUGAGUCAGUCAGGGAGGCCUUCCUGGAAGAGGCCGAGGCCCCAGGGUGUGGCCACCACAACCCAUCAGGCUAUUUACAGGGCCGGGCCAGCGCUUGGAGCUGACCCAGCCGGGGUUUCCACUGGUUCCAGAGGAUGAGGCUGCUCCGCAGACGCCACAUGGCCGUGCGCCUGGCCAUGGUGGGCAGCGCCUUCGUGCUCUUCCUCUUCAUCCUGCAGAGGGAUGUAAGCGGCAGGGAGCAGGCCACAGAGAAACCAUGGCUGAAAUCCUUGGUGAGCCGGAAGGAUCAUGUCCUGGACCUCAUGCUGGGGGCCGUGCACAACCUUAGGGAUUCGAUGCCCAGGUUCCAGAUCAGGGCUCCGGAGCCCCAGCAGACACUGGCCUCCACAAACCGGACCUGCCUCCCCGAGUUCUAUGCCCCAGCUGAGCUGAAGCCCCUCUGGGAACGGCCACCACAGGACCCCAAUGGCCCUGGGGCAGAUGGGAAAGCAUUUCAGAAGAAACAGUGGACGCCCCAGGAGACCCAGGAAAAGAAAGAGGGCUAUAAGAAGCACUGCUUCAAUGCCUUUGCCAGCGACCGCAUCUCCCUGCAGAGGGCCCUGGGCCCGGACACCCGACCCCCUGAAUGUGUCAACCAGAAGUUCCGGCGCUGCCCCCCGCUGCCUGCCACCAGCGUCAUCAUUGUGUUCCACAACGAGGCCUGGUCCACGCUGCUGCGGACGGUGUACAGUGUCCUGCACACCACCCCAGCCGUCCUGCUGAAGGAGAUCAUUCUGGUGGAUGAUGCGAGCACAGAAGAGUACUUGAAGGAGCAGCUGGAGCAGUACGUGAAGCAGCUGCAGGUGGUGAAGGUGGUGCGGCAGGAGGAACGGAAGGGGCUGAUCACCGCCCGGCUGCUGGGAGCCAGCGUGGCCCAGGCAGAGGUGCUCACCUUCCUGGAUGCCCACUGUGAGUGCUUCCAUGGCUGGCUGGAGCCCCUCCUGGCUCGCAUCGCCGAGGACGAGACGGUGGUGGUGAGCCCCAACAUUGUCACUAUCGACCUGAACACUUUUGAGUUCUCCAAGCCUGUCCAGAGGGGCCGAGUCCAGAGUCGUGGCAACUUUGACUGGAGCUUGACUUUCGGCUGGGAGACCAUACCUUCACAUGAGAAGCAGAGGCGCAAGGAUGAGACCUACCCCAUCAAAUCCCCGACGUUUGCUGGUGGCCUCUUCUCCAUCUCCAAGUCCUACUUUGAGCACAUCGGUACCUAUGAUAAUCAGAUGGAGAUCUGGGGAGGGGAGAACGUGGAAAUGUCCUUCCGGGUGUGGCAGUGUGGGGGCCAACUGGAGAUCAUCCCCUGCUCUGUGGUCGGCCACGUGUUCCGUACCAAGAGCCCUCACACCUUCCCCAAGGGCAUCAGUGUCAUUGCUCGCAACCAAGUGCGCCUGGCUGAGGUCUGGAUGGAUAGCUACAAGGAGAUUUUCUACAGGAGGAAUCUGCAGGCAGCAAAGAUGGCCCAAGAGAAAUCCUUCGGGGACAUUUCGGAGCGACUGCAGCUGAGGGAACGACUGAACUGUCGCAACUUUUCCUGGUUCCUGCACAACAUCUACCCAGAGAUGUUUGUUCCUGACCUGAAGCCCAUCUUCUACGGAGCUCUCAAGAACCUCGGCAUGGAUCACUGCCUGGAUGUGGGAGAGAAUAACAAUGGAGGAAAACCCCUCAUCAUGUACACCUGCCAUGGCCUUGGCGGCAACCAGUACUUUGAAUACACGACCCAGAGGGACCUUCGCCACAACAUUGCGAAGCAGCUGUGUCUCUAUGCUGGUGCUGACACUCUGGGCCUUAGGGGCUGCCACUUCACGGGCAAGAAUAGCCAGGUGCCCGAGGAUGAGGAAUGGAAAUUCACCCAGGAUCAACUCAUCAGGAACUCAGGAUCUGGUACCUGCCUGACAUCCAAGGACGGAAAGCCAGCCAUGGCCACCUGCAAUCCCAGUGAUCCCUACCAGCACUGGCUCUUCAUCUAGGCCCUGGAUCACCCCCCUGUGGGAGAUCCCACAAGCCUCUUAGGAAACAGGAUUUGGGGGAACCUGAUGUUUGAGAACCUGAUCAUCAGUUCCCUGUCGGCCUUAAAGAUGGAUUUCAAACUCGAUGCAAAUCAAGGCAGGACCUUCCUACUCCUUGCAACAACAUUGGGCCCAUUUUCUUUCCUCCACGUUGGUGGAAGAGACCGUUAGAACACAUAAUACGUUACCUAGAGCUCUCCUUCUGCCCUAGAAACAGACUUGCAAAGCAGAGGAGGCAGCUGGGCUAGAGCCCAGGGCAGCAAUGCUGAUUUCAAGAAAAGUACCUCUGCAGCCACGUCCUGAAUCCCUCAUCAUCUAGAACACCCACAGAAUCCAGUGAAACAGUAUAUUCUACCAGAGGAAUUAGAGGUCUAAGAGUCUCCCUUGCUAACAUUACCUGAAGCUUCUUGACAGGAAUCCUUUAUCUCAUUUCAUCUGCACGAUAGUCCCGUGAAAAAGACAGGAACCACUGUGCCCAUUUUAUAGACAAGAAUGCUGAGGCAGAGAGAAAUAAAGGAGCUGGUCUGUAUCCUGAACCUGGGCUCCUCCCACCACACCACAAGAACACUAGGCAACUAGCCAUCAGCUCCCCACUGUCUCUUCCCUCCAGUCUGAUCAUUUCUGGCUGGCUGGUCUCCAUAAAGCCUAGAGCAGUGCAGCCAGGUAGCUGUGAGGGAGACCAUAUUUAGGAAUCCUGAGAUGUUCGUUUUGAAAGAAAACUUGUGGAGCUAGUGAUUCUCAGGUUUAAGUCCCAGAACCUUUUUUCAGUGCUCCAUGUAUAAUGUAGUUCAGAAGCAAAAUAGCCACGGUUGAAAAUGAGGGUGGGUGAGGGCAUUGCCCACCAGACCCUGAACUUUUCUAAAAGUCUGCAAGCACAAUUUGAAAAUCAUCGUUUUAGUCCAGCCCUAUCAUUUUCAUAUUAUGAAACCAAGGCCAGAUAAGUGAAGUUAUUUGCCCCAGGCCACACAACCACGUAUCGGCAGCCCUGAGGCUAGGACCCAGAUAAGGCUAACGAGCCCUGGGAAGUCUGAAGAAGCCGGAACAGCAGGUAGUCUGGAGCACGACUGCGCGACGCCUCGUCUGCGGUUCUCGCGUGAACUCCCCGCACAGAGCAGACCUGCCGUGCGUGUCAGCUCUUCCCCAAGCAAGUUGGACCCCACCACGCAUGGCUGCUUUGCCUGAAGUAGAGAGCCCAGCUGCCCAGAGGACUCAUUCCUUCUUGGAGGGCUUCCUACUUGAGUAGCAGGCUGUCUUCUUGGACAGCACCACAUGAGGGUGCCGUGGGACCACAGCUGCCUCUGCUUCCCACGCAACUCCCCGCCGCAGGAAGUCUCCUAGGUCCCAUGGGGUAGCCCAGCCAAAGGGAGAGGAGAGAGUGGCCAGGACGUGUCCUGGAGUGGGGAAAGGGAAAAGUUCUUUCCCAGAAAGAGAAGAGAAUUGCACAUGAGAUCCCACUGGAAAUAAAGGUUUUAUGGCAUUGGUAAA